Histoplasma capsulatum G186AR is the source of this 369-nucleotide messenger RNA. RefSeq lists its product as uncharacterized. Bases 1 to 369 code for a protein of 122 amino acids. The transcript has a single exon. Lineage: Eukaryota; Fungi; Ascomycota; Eurotiomycetes; Onygenales; Ajellomycetaceae. The record is from RefSeq and is a predicted model, not a curated record.
AUGCCCCGUUUGCGCCCGGAAUUUUUCUUGAUUGAGUUCUUACUUGAUCCUUCGUUCGCUGGAACCAGUUAUGGGGCAAUAAAGAGCAACUGCGUCCAUCCAAUCUUUCCCCCCCGAAAAUUGGCGGGAAAUGUCCUGGAUGGGAGUCAUCGCAACCGGGCGAAACAGGCUAUCCAGUCGGGGCCGGCGGAAGUUGACUUGGAGGAUGAGAAGCGAAGGAGAGAAACAGAUCUCGAAGCUGGGUUGGAUUAUGCUACGUCAUCUGUUUGUCCGCGUUUCUCCAUCCAGCGUCUAGAUCUAGGCAACUGUCAAAAACGAGACGCAGCAAAAAUGGGGCAAAAUAAUAUUUUUCAAGACCACUUUUGCUGA